Molecule: messenger RNA, 3199 nt
Organism: Tachysurus fulvidraco (yellow catfish)
Lineage: Eukaryota; Metazoa; Chordata; Actinopteri; Siluriformes; Bagridae
Gene: matcap2
Product: KIAA0895 ortholog
Exons: 9
Coding region: 436-1929 (497 amino acids)
Source: RefSeq, a predicted model, not a curated record
AAGAAGUAUGUGAUAUUUCUCUCGGAUUUGUUGCCAAAUGACUUCGGAACAUGUCGGUGCGACUAAAAAUCGAUAUAAUAGCCAUAUAACAAUAAAGCUGGGUCGAGUUACGUCAUUGUUGCGUCACGACUUAGCUGUCAAAACACUUCCGGAAUGGUGAACACCAAAAAGGUGUGAAUUCUUAAAAAAAUCUAAUUACAAUUAAACGAAUCCGAUCAAUUUCGUCAUUUCAUAUCUCACAAUGUUGUUAUUAAUUAUAAAACGAUCUUGUCGUGCGGAAAUGACGUAAGGUUUCCAUAGCAACAAGACGCAGGUCAGCUGCAGAGGGUGUUCACGAGCCGCAGGUGGAAGCAGUGAGAAACUUUAGUACAGAAGUUGUUCAGCAAUGCUGGAAGCCAUUCAAGUUACUGUUAUGAAGAGGCAAAUGGGACAUGAAUGGGACACAAAGAGCAGAAGAAGAGAGAGCAUCUCCACUGGGCUGAGAAGGACAUGGCUAAAAAGUGUGUACUGAGAGUCAUGGAGAAGCCUGUAAGCCAGGUGUAUGUGGAAUGCUGGUCUUCCAGUGUCCUAAAGAACCCGUUCUCCAGUAGCUUUGUCUUCCCCCAGAAAGAGGAAGAGACAGAGGGCAGGAGGCUCAAGCACUCCCCUUACAGACAGUAUAAAAGAGCACAGCACAUCGUCUCCACAUCUUCCCACCGAGACGCGAUGCCUCUUAUGCUGAUCGGCUCAGGAAAUCAGAGCUACGGAGAAAUCAGCCAAUCACAGCUUUUCCAUUGUUCUUUGGCAGGGAACAAUAUAAGCAUCAUUGGCAGCCCAGUCUGCCUGUCUCCUCGUCCUAGUAGCGAGCUCAGCAGAGCUUCUCAAUCUCGUGUCAGACUCCCACAGCUGGCUAAAGGCAGUAAAGAUGGAGAAAACGCCACAAAAAAGCUUUGCAUACUCGCUGCCAUUAAACCUUCCAAUGUGGAAAGUGAGAAAGCCAAGUUCUUCAACUCAGAUUUCAGGUAUAACCCACAGUUUGAGUACAGCAACCCAGCAUCACCACAGGUUCUGGAAAAACACAGCAAAGCUUCUGACCGCUUCCUUACACAGGCUGUGCGCAUUAUGGAGGUGGCUCUGCACAAGUACGGAAGUUACGAGAAGUUUGAACAGGCCACCGGAGGAAGCUUGCUGACCAAGGGCCGAAUCUGGGCUCACGUCAAGAAGUACAUGGAGAAGGAAGGCUGUGUGGGAGAGAUAGUGGUGCACCUGACCAAUGACCUGCUCUCCAAAGCCUCCAUGACUGUGGUGAACGGCAGACCGACUCUCACCAUCAACAUCUCCAUGGCCAGGGAGCAGUGGCUCGAGGGCAUGCUGAGACAUGAGAUCGGUACACACUAUUUCCGCAGCAUCAAUAACAGCCAGCAGCCGUGGAGCAGAGGAGAAGCUCGGAAGAAGCUCGGUCUGAAGCCGGUAAACCCCACAGAGGAAGGCCUGGCCAGCAUCCACAGCGUGCUGUUCCGCAGAGACCCUCGGCUGUGGCGUGCUGCUCUGCUGUACUACACUGUCCACCAGGCGGCGCACAUGUCCUUCACGCAGCUCUUCCACGAGCUCGGGCACUUCGUCCACGAUCCCGGCACACGCUGGGACUACUGCGUACGAGCCAAACGUGGCCAGACCGACACAUCACAACCUGGCUGUUUUAAUAAGGACCAGGUUUACCUGGAUGGCAUCCUGAAGCUCCUCAGACACAGAGAGAAGAUUAACUUCCAGCUCCUCACGGCACUCGGGAAGGUGUCUUACGAGGAUGUGGAGCGCCUGAGGAGCCUGGCUGUGAUGGAGAACGUGCGAAUCCCACACUUCCUACAGGAUCAGGAAUGUUACACCGAGCAGCUCCAGAAGAUCAUGACGGUCAACCAGCUGACUGAUGAAGAACUCCAAGGGCUCAUCUGAACAUGCCAGGAGACCCCUGUGACCUCUGAUUGGACCCCACACUGACCUGGACUGAUCAUUCUUAAAAAAAAAAAAAAAAAAAAAUCUGUGCGCUUGUCUGACCAACCCUGCCUCUCUAGCCCAGCCUACGAGUGAUGCUCAUUAUACCCAAGUGUCCUUUUUAACCCAUUCAUAGAAAGUGUACGUUUCUCAAAAUGUUACGUUAAAGUUAAAGCAAGUCGGCUCGUCAGUAUGUACAGAAACACAACCCCAGAGCCACCUACCUGCUGUGAUUUUUUUUUAAGAUCCAACCUUCUUAGAAGAAAUAUAUACCUGCCAAUGUGCCACUCUGCUCAUGCCAGUUUGCGGCUGUGUCCCAAACUACAGGAUACAUCUACUGUAUACAGCCAUUUCAGAAACAUCCCAAAAUAUCGUCUAGUCAGACCUCGUUUUCCAAUAUUUUCCCUCGUCUCUGUCCUCUUUAAUACGGUUCAUGGAUCACAAUACACAGAUUCUCAAUUUUCUAGUUAUACGUCAAGAUCUUUUGUUGCCAGCAUCAGUGUUUGAGAUACAUCAUGUAUUCCUCACAUACUGGAUUUAUCUUUUAUUUUAUACAUUGUUUUUUGUAGAUGUUAAUUUUUGUGACUUCUUUAAGUAUCAGACAUGAUGACUUGUACAUUAAUACGUUUCUAGGGUUUUGUGUGUGUGUGUGUGUGUGGUAUUUGGCAUGAAGACGUAUCUUGCUGUCCGGCAGCUUCCUUCAUACCGAUUAUUAUCCUACAAGAGUUUUUACCUCAGAUACGUGAGGAACGUGUGUUUAUGGACGACGUGUUCAAAUCCUAAUAAAUUUACCUACUUAGUUCUCAACAAUGUCACUUUUUUUUAUUCUCCCUGAUAGACUUAAUGUCUAAUGUCUAAACAUGUUUGGUACAGAUGGCAUGCUACAGUGUGGUGGAAAAAAAACAAGGCUUGACGUGAGAGGAAACAUUCCUCUUUUUUUCCCUUUACUUUUUUUAUGAAAAAAAAAAAAAAUCAUAGUAAAUCAUCCUUUGAACCAUUUGUCAUUUUAUUUUUACAUAAGAUGGCUGUACACUCCUAUGGCUAUAACAUUAGUCCACUGGCUAGCUAGCUUGCUAACAAACUAGCUGAAUAACAUGGGGUUAAAUUUUAAAGCCUUUUAGUAUAAGAUUGUGAGAGAUUUUAGAGGAUUUUUUUCCCCCUAGACCAAUUUUUAUGACGUGACUUUAAAAAAAAAAAGAAAGAAAAGAUAAAAAAUAAAAUAAAAUAAUAA